UUGCGCGGAAGCCAGACUGUGAUUUAGUCAGCAACUCGUGGAAAUAUAAAGUUUUUUCAUAUUAUAUUAAUACAUUUAUAUAUUUUCCUCUUCAUUUCAUUGUAUUGUAUUCAUGUAUACCCAUUGAUACAUACAUAUAUACAAUAUCGGAGUAGUUGCGUAUAAGUUCAGUAUUGGAAUAAUUUGAACUCUUUUUUAUUAAAAAUCUCAUUAAUUAGCGAUAAUUAGAUAAAUAAUUAAUAAUAAAACAUUAAUUUUUAAAAAAUGAUUAUAAGGAAACGUGGUCUGUGAUAUUUACGUUAAAGACUUUUUUUUUUUUAUCUUUUUUUUUUUUUUUUUUAAAAACUCCCGAGUCAUAACCUAGUCGCGUUUUAUUUAGUGACACGUACUCUUGUGUCAAUUAUAAUUAUUCGCGAGUUAAUGAACACAAACUUCUGAGGGAGAUAAUAAAUCAGUAAUUAAUAAAGAGAGGAAAAAAAAUAAUAGAGAUGGAAGACGCCCACUGUAAAACUGUGGACGAGGUGUUGAACUACUUCAACUGUGAUCCGGAAAAAGGAUUAUCACCAGACCAGGUUAAGAGGAACCAGGAAAAAUAUGGUCUCAAUGAAUUGCCGGCUGAGGAGGGUAAAAGUAUUUGGCAACUUGUUUUGGAACAAUUCGAUGAUCUUUUAGUUAAGAUUUUACUGUUAGCUGCUAUUAUUUCUUUCGUAUUAGCUUUAUUUGAAGAGCAUGAUGACGCGUUCACAGCAUUCGUGGAGCCCUUCGUCAUCUUACUUAUCCUUAUCGCGAACGCCGUGGUCGGUGUGUGGCAAGAACGUAAUGCCGAGUCGGCCAUCGAAGCUCUCAAAGAGUACGAGCCAGAGAUGGGAAAAGUUGUCCGUGGGGACAAAUCUGGAGUCCAGCGGAUUCGCGCCAAGGAAAUCGUACCCGGUGACAUCGUUGAGGUGUCGGUGGGUGACAAGAUUCCUGCUGAUAUUCGUCUGAUUAAAAUUUACUCGACAACUCUCAGGAUCGAUCAGUCUAUCUUGACUGGAGAGUCGGUGUCAGUAAUAAAACACACUGACGCUAUUCCCGACCCCCGAGCCGUCAACCAGGACAAAAAGAACAUCUUGUUCUCCGGAACCAACGUUGCCGCAGGUAAAGCCCGUGGUGUCGUAAUGGGAACUGGUCUUAACACCGCCAUCGGUAAAAUCCGUACGGAAAUGUCUGAGACUGAAGAAAUCAAGACUCCCCUGCAACAGAAAUUGGACGAGUUCGGUGAACAAUUGUCUAAAGUCAUCACCGUUAUCUGUAUCGCCGUAUGGGCCAUCAACAUCGGUCACUUCAACGACCCAGCUCACGGAGGUUCCUGGAUCAAGGGCGCCAUCUACUACUUCAAGAUCGCCGUAGCUUUGGCCGUCGCUGCUAUCCCCGAAGGUCUUCCCGCCGUAAUCACGACUUGUCUGGCUCUCGGUACCCGUCGUAUGGCCAAGAAGAACGCUAUCGUACGAUCACUUCCCUCUGUCGAAACUCUAGGAUGUACAUCAGUCAUCUGCUCCGACAAAACCGGUACUCUGACCACCAACCAAAUGUCCGUCAGCCGCAUGUUCGUCUUCGAGAGGAUCGAGGGUAACGACAGCAACUUCAACGAGUUCGAAAUCACCGGAUCCACUUACGAGCCCAUCGGUGAUGUCUAUCUCAAAGGCCAGAAGGUAAAGGGAGCCGACUUUGAAGCCCUCCACGAGCUCGGAACAAUCUGCAUCAUGUGUAACGACUCCGCCAUCGAUUUCAACGAAUUCAAACAGGCCUUCGAGAAAGUAGGUGAGGCCACUGAGACUGCCCUGAUCGUUCUUGCCGAGAAAAUAAACCCCUUCGGCGUACCCAAGACUGGAUUGGACAGACGUACCGCUGCCAUCGUCGUCCGACAAGACAUUGAAACAAAAUGGAAGAAAGAAUUCACUCUGGAAUUCUCCCGGGACCGUAAAUCCAUGUCAUCUUACUGUGUCCCACUCAAACCCUCAAAACUUGGAACCGGACCUAAGCUCUUCUGCAAAGGAGCACCUGAAGGAGUACUCGAAAGAUGUACGCACGCACGUGUUGGUACCAGCAAAGUUCCCCUCACUUCAACCCUCAAGAAUCGCAUCCUCGAUCUCACUCGCCAAUACGGUACUGGACGCGACACUCUCCGUUGUCUGGCUCUCGCUACUGCUGACCACCCAAUGAAACCCGACGAAAUGGACCUUGGAGACUCGACCAAAUUCCAUCUCUACGAAAGAGACCUCACAUUCAUUGGAGUCGUCGGUAUGUUGGAUCCCCCACGUAAAGAAGUUUUCGACUCUAUUGUUCGAUGCCGAGCCGCUGGUAUCCGUGUCAUCGUCAUCACUGGUGACAACAAAGCCACCGCAGAAGCCAUCUGCAGACGUAUUGGAGUCUUCGGUGAAGAUGAAGACACCACCGGCAAAUCUUACUCUGGUCGUGAGUUCGACGACUUGCCUAUUGCCCAACAAAGAGAAGCUUGCUCACGUGCCCGGCUAUUCUCACGUGUCGAACCUGCUCACAAAUCAAAGAUCGUUGAGUACUUGCAGAGCAUGAAUGAAAUUUCAGCUAUGACUGGUGAUGGUGUAAACGAUGCACCUGCAUUGAAAAAAGCCGAAAUCGGUAUCGCCAUGGGUUCAGGUACUGCUGUAGCCAAAUCAGCAUCAGAGAUGGUACUUGCUGAUGAUAAUUUCUCGUCCAUUGUUGCUGCUGUUGAGGAGGGUCGUGCUAUUUACAAUAACAUGAAACAAUUCAUUCGUUAUCUUAUCUCUUCCAACAUCGGUGAAGUCGUCAGUAUUUUCUUGACUGCCGCCCUUGGUCUUCCUGAGGCCCUUAUCCCAGUCCAACUUCUCUGGGUAAAUCUCGUAACUGAUGGUCUUCCAGCCACCGCUCUUGGAUUCAACCCACCUGAUCUCGACAUCAUGGACAAGCCACCACGUAGAGCCAACGAAUCAUUGAUCUCUGGUUGGUUGUUCUUCCGUUACCUCGCUAUUGGUGGUUACGUCGGUGCUGCUACCGUUGGAUCUGCUGCCUGGUGGUUCAUGUACAGUCCUCACGGACCUCAACUUAGUUACUACCAACUGACUCAUCACUUGGCUUGCAUUGGAGGCGGUGAUGAAUUCAAAGGCGUAAACUGUAAAAUAUUCACAGACCCUCACCCCAUGACAAUGGCAUUGUCUGUACUUGUAACUAUUGAAAUGUUGAACGCAAUGAACAGUUUGUCUGAGAACCAGUCAUUGAUCACCAUGCCCCCAUGGUCGAAUAUGUGGCUCAUUGCCUCCAUGGCACUUUCAUUCACACUUCACUUCGUCAUUCUUUACGUUGAAGUUCUUUCGUCUGUGUUCCAAGUAACUCCCUUGUCUGGAGACGAGUGGAUAACAGUAAUGAAGUUCUCCAUACCAGUGGUGCUGCUCGACGAGACCCUCAAGUUCAUUGCUAGAAAAAUAACUGAUGUUUCGCCACCAGUGAAACCAACGCAGUAAUCAACGCCAGGAUAAUUAUUGCGAGGGAGUAGAAAAAUAAAAUUUUAAAAAUAACAUUAAAAAAAAUCUAAAAUAAAAUAAAAUAAAAACGAAAAUGUAAUUUAUAAAAAGCAUGUAUAUAAGAUAAUAAACUGGAGAAAAUGGAUAAAUGUCGAGGAGGAAAGACACCUGGUAAACAAGCUGUUGGAGAUAGGAUGACUCUGUAACUCUGAAGAUGGGAGAAAUAAAUAAAAUAGAAUAACGAGUUAAAUGUAUGUGUGUCUGAGUAAACGAGAAAACGAGUUGGAGAAAAGCGAGACGAAAAUUUCUAUUCCUAGUGACCGAUUACUUCAUUCUGGAGCUGUCUCUCCGCACCGCUCCUUUAUAUAUACUUAUAUAUCUAUGUAUAUAAAUAUAUAUACUUGUGCUCCAGUGCAGGCAGGAACGGGAAUUUUAAAAUCACCCGGAAAAGGAGAUUGGAAUAUUAGUAGAAUGAUAGAAAUAAAAUUGAAUAAAGUCAAAAAUAAUAAUAAUAAUAAUUUUAAUAAUAAUAAGAGGAUACUUUUAUUGAUAUAAUGCCCGAGAUUUCAUCUUGGAACCUCGGCUGUAGUAAAUAAAUCCAGUGUUACGUUUAUAAAGUGAAUUACUUUUUAAAAAAGACAUCGAAUUUAAAUCAGUGACUUUUUUUUUUUUUAUUUAUUUACUCACAAGUUAAUAAAUAAUUUUUAAAAUUUAAUUAACUGUUAAUUAUUUAUAAAAUUACUUAUUAAAAGUAUUAAUUGUAAUUAAUAAUCAAUAAUUAAUUACGAUUAAUACGGAAAAAUAAAUACUAAUUAACUGAGAUAAUAUUAAGACACUAAUCAAGACAUGUGCGAACCAAAAGUACUAUUUCGGUCAGUUCUGUUACUGCUUUUAAUCUGGCCCAGGAUACCCGGGCUUAAAAUAAAAAAGCAAAUAAAAACUGAGGUCAUUAACGUUGCCGCAAUUAUACUCUCAUUGGGCGUGUGAAUGACAACGGCUGUUGCCGAAAACAAAACAACAAGAACAACAGGAUACUGAAAGUGGCUGCGUAUGAUCCUGAAGGCCAUUAUUUAGCUGCUAACAGACCAACACCAUAGAGCUUACGGAGAAGCUUAACUAAUAUAUAGUAAUACCCGAAAGCUUAAACAAACAACAGCCUUGUUCAACAACUCACAUCUUCAAGACUCUUGUCUCUACAAACCUAAUUUCGAUCCACUGUAAAAAUCCGGGUUUGAAUUUAAAUAAAAUCCAUUACUUCAAAUUCACUCCCGAUUUUUUACAGCUAACUGAUUAAUAUCCAAACAAUGCCUUUGUCUAGAUUUGUUACUUAUUCCACCUUUUAAUCUCUGACUUUCUAUUUCUCUAUUCUUCUUUACUCUACUCUACUUUAUUCUAUUCUUCUCUAUUCUAAUUAAUUAAUUUCUUCUUUAAUUUUAAUCAUUAAUUAAUAAACAAUUUCAUUUAAACAAAACUCUAACCCCUCUUCUAUUGAUCACCCGGCAUUUUGUUUAACCCAGCCGCCAUCUUGUUAUUUAUUUUUUAACGUUGAAUUGUUGGUAAAGUAUGUACGAGUGCGUUCAUGUCUUGCGAGGUGAUUUUUAAAUAAUAUUUAUUAAAAAAAAAACAAAAUAUGAAAGUAAUACUCGAGGUUUUCGUCUACAGAGAGGUGUUUUAUUGUUAAAAAUAAAUAUAAAAUUGUAUAUAUAAUUAUGAUAUUAAUAAUUUAUUAUUGACUAUUGAUUAUUAAUAUUAUUAAUUGAAUUAUUGUAUGACGGGAUGUAUAGACAAAAAUUUAAUGCCGUCAUAAUUAUUACGAAUUGUAACAAAUUAUAAUUAUUAUAUUAAUUAUUUAUUAUUUAAAAUAAAAAUUAUAAAUUUAUAAAUCUUGUUAUGUCAUGUAUGAUAUGGUCUAUCGCCAUUAUUUACUUAUACUUAUAUUUAUUAUAGAUUUUAAAUGCUGAGCGUAAAUUAAGGGCCAGAGCGAGAAGAAUUUUUGACUAAUUUUGAAUUUUUUUAAUUAAAUUUUGUAGAAUUUCGGUUAAUUUGAGGUUAGAAUCUAAUGAUAAAUAGAAAUUUUCACUAGAAGUGACCUGCAGCGCCAUCAAGUAUUAAUUUGGUGCAAAAAUUUUUAACAAGUUGACAAUCUAAAAAUUUGGACCAAAAUUUAAUUGAAAAAUUAUUUCUACUGAUAAAUUUAUUUUUUCAAUCAUUAAUUUGGUGUAAUUAUGAGACUAGAAUAUUUUCUUACUCAAAAAUUGUGAGUACGAGUGAUCAGUAUUGGGUCAGUGAAGUACAAAAUCGAGGUUAGGAAAUUUUCACCGAAUUUAUAUGAAUUAAUAAGGUCUAAAAUUUAAAUAUUUUGAUAAAAAUUCCAUUGAAAAAUUUCCCGCCAAAUUAACUUUUAAAUUUCGAAAUUUGGUGAUAAUUAUUUAAAUUUUUUCUGUCCGGUAUGAACUUGGCCCACAGAGAGAAUGAACUUCGAAGUUCCCCCACUACUGAACAUUUCUAAACUGCGCAUGCGUUUGGAAAAGUGGGGGGGGGAUAUUUAGUAGAGAAAAUACCUGAGUUACACUCGUAAUUACGUGAUAUCGAUAUAUAUUUAGGACAAUCAGUAAAAUUAAAAUAAAAUAAUUGAUAAUUUGAAUUUCCAGUCGCAUAAUUAUUCUCGCUCAGUUAUAUUUUUUCUUUAUUUAAUUUUUUUUGGGUAAAUCGUAAUAUUAAGAAACGAAAUUUAUUCUAAAAAUAAUU
This is a messenger RNA of Microplitis demolitor, 6245 nucleotides long. RefSeq names its product calcium-transporting ATPase sarcoplasmic/endoplasmic reticulum type (gene SERCA). The record is from RefSeq and is a predicted model, not a curated record. Gene Ontology annotation, biological process: intracellular calcium ion homeostasis; calcium ion transmembrane transport. Gene Ontology annotation, cellular component: membrane. Bases 489 to 3497 code for a protein of 1002 amino acids. The transcript has 12 exons. Gene Ontology annotation, molecular function: ATP binding; ATP hydrolysis activity; P-type calcium transporter activity. NCBI's taxonomy places the organism in Eukaryota, Metazoa, Arthropoda, Insecta, Hymenoptera, Braconidae.